GCAAAAAUGACGAUAAAAGGCUUUGACGAGUCAAAAUAGCAAACUCCGCCACUACCCACCACCUGUCGCGUUAACAUUGGACAGCACCUUCUCCAAACCCCCAGCGCUCAUUAUUUAAACGCUCAGUCCUCACAAAAACUUUUCCGAAGCAGCCUCAUUUCUGAAUCGAAAAUCAGGUUUAAUCUAGUGAUCACAUAAAAAGUAUGUCGCCAGCCGAUGCUUCCCGAGAAGAAAAUGUCUACAUGGCCAAGUUGGCUGAGCAGGCCGAGAGAUACGAGGAAAUGGUUGAGUUCAUGGAGAAGGUUGUGAAGACAGUGGACACUGAAGAGCUGACUGUUGAGGAAAGGAACCUCCUCUCUGUCGCAUACAAGAAUGUGAUUGGCGCUAGGAGGGCCUCUUGGAGGAUCAUCUCCUCCAUUGAGCAGAAGGAAGAAGGUCGUGGUAAUGAUGACCAUGUCAAGAUUAUCAAGGAAUAUCGGGCCAAGAUUGAGGCCGAGCUCACCAAGAUAUGUGAUGGGAUUCUGAAGCUUCUCGAGUCGCAUCUUGUUCCUUCUGCCUCGUCUGCCGAGUCAAAGGUUUUUUACUUGAAGAUGAAGGGCGAUUACUAUAGGUACUUGGCUGAGUUCAAGACUGGGGCUGAGAGGAAGGAAGCUGCCGAGAGCACUUUGCUGGCUUACAAGUCUGCGCAGGAUAUUGCAUUGGCUGAAUUGGCUCCCACUCACCCAAUUAGGCUGGGGCUGGCACUUAACUUCUCGGUCUUCUACUAUGAAAUCCUCAACUCACCUGACCGUGCUUGUGCCCUUGCUAAGCAGGCUUUUGAUGAAGCUAUCUCUGAACUUGACACAUUGGGUGAGGAAUCAUACAAGGACAGCACAUUGAUCAUGCAACUUCUCCGAGACAACUUAACUCUUUGGACUUCUGACAUUGCGGACGAUGGUGAUGAUAUCAAGGAGACCACCAAACGUGAUUCUGGCGAGGGACAACAGUGAUGAACUUGAAAUGUAGCAGUGUGUUUCUUUAUAUUGUUGGAUUCUUACAACAUUAUUAGUUUGGAUCUGUUGUAGUAAGAAGUGUCUGCUGUUACUGUUGUUUCUUUUCAUGGUUUGGAAGAGUGCAAUGUUUUAUAAGACUAAGGGAAGGAGGAUGGUGACAAGUGGUUCUUGUUCGGGGGUUUUGGUGAAGACAACCAGUUACGGACAAGUAAUCAUGACGAAACAGAAUGGGUUUGCAUCAUCGCCAUUCUUUAGUCACACCCUUUUACUAUUUAUGUUAUUCUAAAUUUUGUUUUAUAAUUUCCUUUUUUUAUUCUUUCUUUUUUCGGAGUCCAUCCAUCAAUGUUAUUGCGUUUUGCAUACUUUUAUAUUAAGAUAUUAUUUUAUAAAAUUUAACAUAAACAAAAAUAUGACAUCUCAUAGUCACAGUAUAAAUAUGCAUUUUUUUUAUAUGAAAAUAUACAAUAACUUGAUCGUUCUAA
Striga asiatica is the source of this 1474-nucleotide messenger RNA. The record is from the annotation of a GenBank genome assembly. NCBI's taxonomy places the organism in Eukaryota, Viridiplantae, Streptophyta, Magnoliopsida, Lamiales, Orobanchaceae.